Molecule: messenger RNA, 3525 nt
Organism: Sporisorium graminicola
Lineage: Eukaryota; Fungi; Basidiomycota; Ustilaginomycetes; Ustilaginales; Ustilaginaceae
Exons: 1
Coding region: 1-3525 (1174 amino acids)
Source: RefSeq, a predicted model, not a curated record
AUGGGCAGUCGCAAGUCCAGCGCUCGACAGGCCUCGGAAUCGAGAGCCGCCCCUAAACAAUCCGACUCGGCCCCUGCAGCCGUCUCGAAAAGUAGCUCGGUCGAUUCCAGAUCCCAACAGAGCUCUUACAUGGGCGGCGAUGGUCUCUCUCCCGCGAGCACCAUUUCCAACGAUCAGGCUACCAAGUCCAGCCUCGCAGCCUCAUCGCCUAUCAGCUCUACCAACAACAUCACCGCUGCUGCUGCCGCCGCCGCCCCAUCUCUUCCUCACAAGCUGCCCGAAUUCGACCAUUUCCGUCAGAGCAGCCCGCUGAUGCCUGAGUUCUAUCCACGCACCUCGGACUUUUUCAGCCAAGGUCGUCGACGAAGCAGCAUCGCCGUCAGUCCAGAGUCGGCUAUAUCGCCCGGCUCGGCCGCCGCUGGAGCACCUCCUGCAUUCCUCGACCGAAGCGCCAAUGGCGGCAUCAAUUCGACCAAAAAGUCCGACACGUUCAACCUCCCGCUCACCUUUGAGGAGACCGAGUCGCUCGAGGGUGAGCAGCUUCCCGUUCGCCUUGGCUUGGCACCUCCCUCACAUUCGCAUGGCUUGCCGCCGUCCGAGAUGACCUACAAAGCACGCGUUGGCCAUGGAUACUACUUUUACACACCACCACCGCCGCAGCUGCAGCAGCCUGCGUCACGCCAGGUCCCUGCUUCCAAAGCGUCUGCAGUGCCAUCGCUGCGACGUCGAGACACGGACAUGUCGGAAGCUUCGAGUCUCAGCCUCAACACAAAGCCCACUCCUGCUCCUUCUUUGUCCAGCCCCUCGUCCAUCUCACCCGGUGCCGCCUCUUCUUCACCCUAUCGCGCCAGUGCCAGCAGCUCCAUCAGCAGCCUCCCCACCUCGACACAUGCAGGCCACGCCGGCAGCUCCAAGCACCUUCCGACCUCUUCGGCGCGGCCUCGCCUGCCUCCCUCUUCGCCAGACUGUUGGCAUCCAGAUGCCUACUUUAGCAAAUCCCGAUCGCGCGUCAAGGGCAAGAUGCGCGAAUUUGUCUAUCACUCGUUCCCGCACUCGGUCGUCCCUUACUGGCACGGCUACAACAGCGAGACCACCGAAGCCGAAAUGGCAACGCAUCUCAACGUCAAAGCCUCUCUGCACGGCAACACGCUCCGAGACUUCCCCGAAGGCUCACGUCCCUGCCGCGUCCUCGACCUCGGCUGUGGCAGAGGCUUUUGGUGUUUGGACAUGGCGCGCGAAUGGAAAACCUCGGAGUUUGUAGGGCUUGACAUUGUGCCCAUCCAACCGCCGAUGGCUUCGCUCGCCGACCCGGAUCUCGAGCACCGCGUCAGCUGGGUCGUGGCCAACUUUCUCGAGCCUCUGCCGUUCCCCGAUGCCAGCUUCGACUAUGUCCACAUCCGCUACAUCCUGCAAGGUGUUCCCGAAGACAAGUGGUUCGACCUGCUGUCAGAAUGCAGGCGCAUCUUGGCGCCCGGAGGCGUGCUCGAGCUGGUCGAGGGUAACUACGGCUUCUACGGUCAUCCGAGCUGGGUCGACUCGCAGGAGCUCAAGGAUCUCGAGCACGGCCGUGUUGGCGCCAGGAAGGGCUUUGGUGUCAAGCUGCCCAAACGCCUCAAGGUGCUCAACGAUUCGGAUUCCACGGAUGUCGAUGCCAUCGAGGUCGUGUUCGAGCGCAUGAUGCAUCGACGCUUUAUCAACCCCACCCCGCUGUCGGUGGUACCGUCUGCGUUGCUGCUUCCCGGCUUCUCCACCGUCGCCAACGGCAAUCCUCGUCACAUUCCUAUCUACGCCGAAUCUAGCGCACAGCGUGCCCGUGCCCGCGCCGCCGCCGCCGUCGCUGCAGGCGAAGAACCCGGCUCGUCCUCUGCCAAUGCCACGUCGAGUGAAGACGAAGGCAAACGCCAGGGCAGGUUCACCAGCCGCGGUCAGAUCGGCAACCCGCUCAACUCGCAGUUCCAGAUGACCGACCGCGACUUUUUCAGCGCGUUUGCCCUCAUACAGCAUCUAGGUCAUUUCUCGUCCAGCCGCGAGCUCGUCUGGGCCGAGGCGGAGGAGGAGAAGCGCAGCCUGCAGGGGCAGCCGCAGCCCGAGCUCUCCAAGAUGGACAGCAACCGCCGGUUUGGGCAGGGCAAUCCGACGGCUUUGAAGCCGUUUGCGCACCCGUGGAAGUCGAAGGAUGCGUUCUUCAGGGCGUUGGAUGCGUGGAUCGAGGCGACCAAGGCGUCGGCGGAUACGGAGCACCUAUUGCGCAAGUAUCUGGGGUGGGAACAGGCGCAUGAAGACUUGACGGUGGAGGGCAGGAAGUAUGCAGAGCGCAGGCGCAAGAUGAGCACAUCGUCGGCGGCGAUCCCGGCGCUGGGGCUGGAUCAGCUUGUGCUAGAUGACGCGGGGGAGAACAAGGCGGGCAUGCGAGAGGCGAGGGGACGGCUGGAUUCGUUGGCGGCGACGGCGCAAGGACUGCACAUUGCGUCGGUGAGCCCGUCGAGCGCGUCGGCGUUUGCCGUUUCGACGACCCAUGCGCACGAAGCGCCUGCUCGGCUUCAGACUACGCGUGCGUCUGCACCCGAUACGCGGGCUGUCUCGCACGCGGACGAAUCCAACAGCAACAGCAAGACGGCGGCAGCGACAGCGACGACGGCGUUGGAUGGCGGCAAGAAGAAGAAGAAAUCCACACGACCGAGCAGUAGCGGCAACGCGGGGUCUUCGUCUCCGGGCAGCUUUGGAACGACUGCAUCUGCACGCACGCGUCCCUUUGGACGAGGCGGAGCGGCAGGAGGCGCACUCACCACCAAACCGCUCCCGCUCCCGGACGCACCGGCGUUUAUGGCGGGGUAUGCGUUUACGUCCUCGCCCGCCACAGAACCCGCGAGCAUGUUCCGCGGGCCGGCGACAAAGGCGAGCAUCGUCGCGUCGUCACGCGGCGGUGGAGCGGUUGUUGGGGCACGCAAGGCUUCGGGUAGCAACAAGUCGGUCAGCGAUCGGUCGUCGUUGAGCUCGAGCAAGACUGAGGGCGCCCGGCCGGCCAAGGAGGGUGCAGCCAAGGAGGGGGUUCCGCCGACUGCAGGGUCGAAAGCGGCAGCGGCAGGGACGGGAGGGGCCGAGGUGUCGCCAGCAGCAGCGUACGCCGCUACCCAGCGCGUCUCGCACGGACUCGAGGACGAGACCCGCCUCAACUCUGCAGGCGCGUCGAGACCGGUCAGUCCGACAUCAGCGGUGGUGACCUCUUCGACUGCGCCGACUGCGCCCCCUGCGGCACACGAAGGCGUCCCAGCUCUCGGUGCUCGUCCCCCUCCGACUCCUGGUGCUGCUGCUGCUGCUGAUUCACGCUCCGUCAGCAUGCCCACCACCUUGUCCCCUCCUCCUGCUGCGGCUGCUGGUGGAGGGGCAGGAGCGGGCAGCGUGAGGAUCGCCGAGCCGCCGACCCGGCCCUCGAAGCUGCGCUCGCGCUCCAAGUCGAAUGCGGCAGCGGCAGCGACCGCCUUGAUGGGCUUCUACGACACGACGGGCUUCAUUGCGAUUGCGUGA